GCAUAUUCAACUCCCUUCUCUUCCUCGUCGGCGGCCUCCUCUUCUUCGAUCUCUCCUCCCAUUUCAACGCUCAGGGGAGAGGCGGCGGGUAGGAAGCCCCCAGCUUUGCGCCUCCGCAGCAUGUGGAGCUAGCCGUGCGGGGGAGGACCCACGCCAUGCAGAGCGGGUCCGCAUCGCCGGCCCCGCCGGAGGACAAACCGCUGGCGGCGGCGGCGGUGGCUGAGGCGCAGGCGGUGGAGGAGGCUGACGGGGAGCAGGCGAAGGAGGAUGCGGUGAAGAUGGUGGAGGCUGAACCGGAGAAGCCAGUGAAGCGGGGGCGUGGGCGGCCGCGGCGGCGGCCCGCGCCGGAGGGGAGCGGGGUGGUGAUGGUCAAGCGGGACCUGCUCGCGAGCUGCAUGACGUGCCCAAUCUGCAAGCGCCUUCUCCGCGACGCCACCACCAUCUCCGAGUGCCUCCACACAUUUUGUAGAAAGUGUAUCUAUAAGAAGCUUAAUGAUGAGGAGUUAGACUACUGUCCAGAAUGUAAAAUUGAUCUCGGCUGCGCUCCACUUGAGAAGCUUAGAGCCGAUCACAAUAAACAAGACGUGAGGUCGAAGAUUUUUCCAUCGAAAAAAACAAAGAUCGAUGACGCUAAAGUUGAAUCUCCCAUUUCAGUGCCUAUUAAAAGGAAAGAGAGAUCUAUCUCUUCAUUGGUGGUUGAUACACCUCGAAUAACAACGGGUUUGACAGGGCGCCGAACAAGAGCAGUUACUAGGAAGGCUGCUGCUGCUGCAUUACGUGGCCUUGGUCCAAUCCUUGAUCCUGUAGAAAAGGAUAAUGGUAGUGCCAAUAAGCAUGCUGAUAAUAUAAGCUUGCUAGAUAGCUUGAGCAAAGUGCCUCAAACAAGAAGAAAGGCAUCAUCGACUGCCGAAACAUCAAGUCGUAACUCUAAUAAAGAUAAAGCAGGUGACGAUAAGGACUUGGAUAAGGCAGAGCUCUGGAAACCUUUAAAUUGUCUUGUAGACGCUGCAAGCAAAACAAAGUCCUUCAGAUCAAGUCCACAUACUCCAGCUGCUAAGGCAGAUCCUCCCAAUGGAUCUCCUAGUAGUGAACAUGCUAACCGAGAAAAGUCUGGGGAGCAGCUGCGGAAGUCCAAACUUCAAGAUGACAAGAAAGAUGUUCCUCUGUCAGUAAUGCUUAAAAAGAAAGGGCCUGGCCGGGCGAAGAGUGCAGCUUCUGUUGCUGCAGCUAGCCAGAAGGCCCAGAACAGUAGGCCAAUAAACCCCAUAUGGUUCUCAUUGAUUGCUUCGUUUGAGCAGAAAGGUUCCCCGCCCUUGCCACAGAUACCUGCCCAUUUUUUGAGAAUAAAAGAUGGAAGUAUACCCGCAUCAUCCAUCCAGAGGUACAUUAUGCAGAAGCUCGGUCUUCAAAGUGAGUCUGAGGUUGAAAUGAGCUGCUGUGGGCAGUUUGUGAACCCUGCACAACCUCUGCGCAACCUGAUGGACAGGUGGAUGAGGGUCGGCCCGGCGCGCCCUCUGCAGACGUCGGUAGGCUCCUCGGGGGGAGACUACGUGAUGGUUGUAUCCUAUGGGCGGCCAAAGUCUUGAACCCGGCGAUCUCCUGCUUUAUCAGGAGGGUUGCGCCGUGCUGCGCCCUGGGAAGAGGUCCUCCAAAGAUGAAGGAUUCUCUCCCUAGUCGACAUAUACUCGAUAGAAUGUGGCUGGCUCGCUCUGCAGCCAGCCCAGCCCACCUUGUCGGUGCUCACAAUCUGCUGCUGCUGGAUGCUGUCGGUUCUCUUAGGAUGGAUUUAUUCGUUGUUCCCCUUUGUUCGUUUAUACCCUUGUUAUAUGCAGAUGAAACUCUGGCUGGAAAUUGACUGACGAUGAGGCUGGAUAAAGUGGUUGGUUCGAAUUGCUCGACAAAAUGGCUGAUAA
Lolium rigidum is the source of this 1913-nucleotide messenger RNA. RefSeq names its product E3 ubiquitin protein ligase DRIP2-like. Gene Ontology annotation, molecular function: ubiquitin-protein transferase activity. Lineage: Eukaryota; Viridiplantae; Streptophyta; Magnoliopsida; Poales; Poaceae. The coding region runs from base 156 to 1586 and encodes 476 amino acids. The transcript has 7 exons. The record is from RefSeq and is a predicted model, not a curated record.